Messenger RNA from Eremothecium cymbalariae DBVPG#7215, 1308 nucleotides. It is a transcript of the gene CAR2, whose product is annotated as ornithine-oxo-acid transaminase. Bases 1 to 1308 code for a protein of 435 amino acids. Gene Ontology annotation, cellular component: cytoplasm. The transcript has a single exon. The record is from RefSeq and is a predicted model, not a curated record. Lineage: Eukaryota; Fungi; Ascomycota; Saccharomycetes; Saccharomycetales; Saccharomycetaceae. Gene Ontology annotation, molecular function: L-ornithine transaminase activity; pyridoxal phosphate binding; identical protein binding.
AUGGUGUCAGUUGAUUUUAAUAUUUCUUCGAAAACUACAGUUGAGUACGAAAACGAGUAUUCAGCCCAUAACUAUCAUCCUCUGCCUGUGGUUUUCCACCGUGCGUCAGGUGCACAUGUUUGGGAUCCCGAGGGGAAGGAAUACUUGGACUUUUUGUCUGCGUAUUCUGCGGUGAACCAGGGCCAUUGUCACCCUGAGAUCAUCAAGGCACUUGUUGAUCAAGCGUCGCAGUUGACAUUGUCCUCGCGGGCGUUUUCCAAUGAUUGUUUUGCUGUUUUUGCCAAGUAUGUGACGGAGUACUUUGGAUACGAGAUGGUUUUGCCAAUGAACACUGGGGCGGAAGCCGUUGAGACUGCGAUCAAGUUGGCGAGACGGUGGGGGUACAUGAAGAAAGGCAUUCUUCAGGGUGAGGCUAUAGUUUUGGGGGCACAGGGUAAUUUCCAUGGACGCACGUUUGGUGCUAUCUCGUUGUCUACAGAUGAGGAAGACUCGAAGAAGGAUUUUGGGCCAUUCCUGGCCAACACUACUGCCGAGUUGCCUGGUGGGGCGGGAGCGUCUAUUAGGUAUGGUGUGAUUGAGGAUUUAGAAAGGGCUCUUGAACAUUCUGGGGAUAAGAUUGCGGCCAUUAUCUUGGAACCUAUUCAGGGCGAGGCAGGGAUUGUCGUUCCUCCUUCGAGCUACUUACUGGGUGUGCAGACGCUGUGCCGUAAAUACAAUGUGUUGUUCAUCUGUGAUGAGAUUCAGACUGGUAUCGGACGUACUGGGAAGUUGUUGUGUUACGAACACUCAGAGGGCGUCAAGCCUGACGUUAUUCUGUUAGGAAAGGCUAUCUCAGGCGGUGUUCUACCUGUGUCUUGCGUGCUGUCCUCGAAGGAGAUCAUGUCGUGUUUCUCUCCAGGCUCUCAUGGCUCCACAUAUGGAGGUAAUCCCUUGUCCUCCCGCGUUGCUAUAGCUGCGUUAGAGGUCGUUAGAAAGGAAAACUUGGUCGAACGUGCCCGUGUAUUGGGUGAUAAGUUCCAGGCCGACCUGCAGAAACUAAAGACGGAAUCCUAUGGUGUUAUCUCUGAAGUUCGUGGUAAGGGCCUACUCACAGCAAUCGUUAUAGAUCCAUCGAAGGCUAACCACAGGACCGCUUGGGACUUGUGUCUAUUGAUGAAAGACGAAGGUGUGCUCGCCAAACCAACUCACGAACACAUCAUUCGUUUGGCGCCCCCAUUGGUCAUCUCCGAAGAGGACCUCCAAAAAGGUAUAGUUGCAAUCAAGAGGGCCUUGGAGAAGCUUCCAAUGGCUGAAAGGUCUUCUCACUAG